This is a messenger RNA of Nicotiana tabacum (common tobacco), 2347 nucleotides long. Its product is annotated as protein ALTERED PHOSPHATE STARVATION RESPONSE 1. NCBI's taxonomy places the organism in Eukaryota, Viridiplantae, Streptophyta, Magnoliopsida, Solanales, Solanaceae. The record is from RefSeq and is a predicted model, not a curated record.
UACUCCUCCCCUCUCUUCCACCCCCUUAGACAUGCCUCCUCCUCCUCCCCUCCCUCCGUUUUCCAAUCCUUCUUUCCCACCUUCCCCUCUUCAGCGUGCUGCCACUAUGCCCGAAAUAUCCAUCCCCGAACCCCAACCGAAACGAUCCGAUAUGAUUAUAGAAGAGGAAAACGAGGAUGAUAUGGAAACUGAAAGCACGCAUAGUUUAAGGCAUCGUAGCAGUAAAAGUAGCGGCGGCGGCGGUGGUGGUGGAGGAACUGGGGGAUUGCAAACGCCUCCUUCUCCACCACGGACACCGCCACAGAAUAAUCGAGCGCCUCCUCCUCCACCGCCGCCGGAUAGCAAGGGGAUGGCGUCCAUGUCAUGGGAUUUUUUCUUCCCUUCAAUGGACAACGUCCCCGGCCCUACACUAGCUGAGGUGGACGAGAGUAGGAUUGAAAGAGAUGAUCUCGAGCGGAAGAUGUAUGACGAAAGGGCUAAGAGAGCUGAAAACGCUAAUGAAACUGAAAGAGUGAGGAAGAACGAGAUGCCAGAGGAGGCUGAGGUGGUAGAAACGGCAACGGAGACUCCAUCAGAGCCACCUCCUCCGCCUCAAGUUGCCGCUAAAGUUGUGAAAAGAGUGAAAAAUGUUGUUCCAGGAGAGAAUAAAAAGAAAGGAGGUCAAUUUAACCUUCUGCAGAUAUUCUCCGAGCUGGAUGAUUGUUUCCUUAAGGCAUCCGAGAGUGCUCACGAAGUAUCUAAGAUGCUUGAGGCAAAUCGAUUGCAUUAUCACUCAAAUUUUGCCGAUAAUAGAGGACACAUUGAUCAUUCUGCAAGGGUCAUGCGUGUCAUAACAUGGAAUAGGUCCUUCAGAGGCUUGCCAAAUGCUGAUGAUGGAUUGGAUGACUUUGAUUCAGAGGAACAUGAAACUCAUGCAACAGUGUUAGACAAGAUGCUCGCAUGGGAGAAAAAGCUGUAUGAUGAAGUGAAGGCAGGAGAACAAAUGAAACUUGAAUAUCAGAGAAAGGUUGCUUCAUUGAAUAAGCUCAAGAAACGUGGUACAAAUACCGAGGCCUUGGAGAGAGUGAAAGCUACAGUAAGUCACCUACACACAAGAUACAUUGUCGACAUGCAGUCUAUGGAUUCUACUGUUUCAGAGAUAAAUCGGUUACGCGAUGAGCAACUUUAUCCAAAAUUGGUUGCUCUGGUUGAUGGGAUGGCUAUAAUGUGGGAGACCAUGAGAGGAUAUCAUGUAAGUCAGUCUAAGAUUGUGCAAGCGCUAAGGUCUUUGGAUAUAUCCCAAUCCCCUAAAGAAACAACCGAGCACCAUCAUGAACGAACUUUGCAGUUGUAUGUUGUUGUCCAAGAGUGGCAUUCACAGUUUGACAAACUGGUUACCCACCAAAAACAGUACAUCAAAGCUCUAAACAAUUGGUUAAAGUUAAAUCUCAUUCCUAUAGACACAAAUCUGAAGGAAAAGGUUUCGUCGCCACAAAGACCCCAAACCCCGCCAAUUCUGUCACUUAUACAUGCUUGGCAUGAUUAUCUUGACAAGCUUCCUGAUGAGUUGGCUAGAACUGCUAUUUAUAACUUUUCAGCUGUUAUAAAUACUAUCUUUGAAUACCAAAAGGAGGAGAUGAAGCUGAAGGACAGGUGUGAGGAUACUCGGAGAGAGCUUAACAAGAAGACUAGGCAAUAUGAGGAUUGGUAUCACAAGUAUAUGCAGCGUAGAACGCCCCCGGAUGAAAUGGAUCCAGAUCAAGCUCAUGAGGAUAGUCUUGUGGUUGAUCGGCAGCUACAGUUGGAGGCACUGAGGAAGAAGCUGGAAGACGAGGAGGAAGCAUACCAGAGGCAGUGUCUUCAGGUGAGAGAUAAAUCUUUGACAAGCCUGAGAAGCCGCUUGCCUGAGCUUUUCGAAGCAAUGUCAGAUUUUUCCCUUGCCUGUGCGGAUAUGUACAGGGACUUGAGAUCUAUCGCAAAGCAUCGUAAUAGAAAUGGCAACUCAUGAUCGGUGAAUAUAUACAGCUUGUAGUGUAAACAGUGUACUGUAUGCAUUUUCCUUUGUAACAGCUUUGAGAGGUGUGAUUUAUUUAUUACUUGUACUGUUGCUCGUAUAUGGAUCAAAGAAGAUUUGAGUUUCUGGCGGAAUUUGUCAAGAAGCCAGCAAGUUCAGAAUUAUGUGCUCUCCGUAGAGGUUGCUGUGCCAAUUCAAGUUGCCUACGAACGUCAAAGAGCAACGGCGACUUCGGCAACGGUUUCUCGUAUAUAAAUGACGUUUGCCUAAACUAUUCUUGUUAUAAAUUUUCUUAAGGAUGUUUGUGUCAUAGAAAUUGGAAGUCCAAAUAAUGCUUGAGAAUUUGGAACAGUU